ACUGCAUGAGGCAACCCUGAAUAUCUCUCAAGUCUGAACAUUACGAUUUACUUACAAUUAUGCAUGUUUCUCCGUCUCUCCGAUGGAUCAUGGAGAUUGUAGCAGCAUCGUUGAUUUUUGGGGUAUUGUUCUUUUCAGCUCGACAAAGACAAUUAUUGUAGUCCAGCUUCCAUAGUUCCACAUUCACAUAGCUCCAUCAAAAAGAAGGGUUUUUUUUCCAGGGAGAAGGGGCACCAUUCACUGCCAGUGCACUACAAGCAGUGUACGCAUUGUGCAUCGACUCGUUGCUCCAAGUCAAGCCAGCCGAUCAACCCACCUUGCGGCUUGCGCGCCGACGCUGGCUCUGGCCGGCGGCGAUGGCCGGCUUUUCGUUGAUCACUUGCGCUGCCGGCCUCGUCACCUUCUUCUCCGUCUGCUACAUGCAGCCUCCGGCUCCUGUCGCCGCCUUGUCCUUCAACUACCCCACCUUCGCCUCCUCAGACAAUCAGAACAUCGACAUUCAAGGCCAAGCCUCUGUCAGCGUCGGGUAUGUCGACAUAAGCGCGAACAGUGUGUCGGGCAUGGGCAACAGCGCCGGACGGGUGGUGUACGCGCCGCCGGUGCAGCUCUGGGACGCCGCCACCGGCGAGGUGGCCAGCUUCACCACGCGCUUCUCCUUCAACAUUAUCGCUCCGAGCGAUAGAAGCAAAAAGGGCGACGGUAUGGCCUUCUUCCUCACCAGCUAUCCAUCGAGGUUACCAGUGGGCCACGAAGGUGGCGAAAACCUCGGCCUAACGAACCAGACAGUCGGCAACGUCUCGACCGGCCAGAACCGGUUCGUUGCCGUCGAGUUCGACACCUUCGUCAACCCCUUCGACCCUAACACAACCAACGACCACAUCGGCAUCGACGUCAACUCCGUCGUAUCUGUGACGAACGAGUCCCUACCAAACUUCAGCCUCAUCGGGAACAUGACCGCCACCGUCGACUACAACAACAAUUCGAGAAUACUGUCAAUUAAGCUAUGGAUAAAUGAGACGACGACGCCUUACACCCUCAGCUCCAUGGUUGAUCUCAAGAGAGCCUUGCCGGAGAACGUCACCGUCGGCUUCUCGGCAUCAACGGGCUCAGCCUUUGAGCAGCAUCAGCUGACUUCUUGGUACUUCAAGUCGAGUUCGUCGUUCGAGCAGAAGCUGGCAGCAAAAGUAGCAUCUCCGCCGCCGCCGUCGUCACCGUCACCACCACCGCCUUCCCUGACCCCGAUAACGUCGCAUUCCAGACGUGGCGGAGUUGUAGCGGGAGCCACACUUGGUGCGGUAAUGUUUGUCAUUCUCCUCUUCGCCAUGGUAGCAGUCCUUGUACGACGACGUCAGAGCAAGAAAAGGAGGGAGGCAGAGGAUGGAGGCUGGCACGGCAGUGACGAUGACGACGACGGCGAGCCCAUCGUGGAGAUUGAGAUGGGGAUGGGACCAAGGCGGUUCCCGUACCACGAGCUCGUCGACGCUACGAAGAGCUUUGCGCCGGAGGAGAAGCUUGGGCAAGGCGGUUUCGGUGCAGUGUAUCGGGGCUACCUCAGAGAGCUUGGCCUCGCCGUCGCCAUAAAGAGGUUCGCCAAAAAUUCCUCUAAGCAAGGGAGGAAGGAGUACAAGUCAGAGAUAAAGGUAAUAAGCCGGCUACGCCACCGCAAUCUGGUGCAGCUCAUUGGCUGGUGCCAUGGCCGCACCGAGCUGCUCCUCGUCUACGAGCUAUUCCCCAACCGUAGCCUCGACGUCCAUCUCCACGGCAAUGGCACCUUCCUUACAUGGCCAAUGAGGAUCAACAUUGUUCAUGGACUCGGAUCUGCACUACUCUACCUACAUGAGGAGUGGGAUCAAUGUGUAGUUCACCGUGACAUCAAGCCGAGCAACGUCAUGCUGGAUGAAUCCUUCAAUGCGAAGCUAGGCGAUUUCGGCCUUGCAAGGCUUAUUGACCAUGCCGUUGGGAUACAAACAAUGACUCACCCCUCAGGGACACCAGGCUAUCUUGAUCCCGAAUGCGUAAUCACGGGCAAAGCAAGCGCUGAGUCCGAUGUUUAUAGUUUUGGCAUUGUUCUAUUGGAAGUGGCAUGUGGGAGGAGACCAAUUAGCCUGCAGGACACCCAGAACAAUUGCCUCUUCCGACUGGUGGAAUGGGUGUGGGACCUGUACGGCCAAGGAGCCGUUCUCAAUGCAGCAGACGAGCGGCUCAACAAUGAAUACGACACAACUAGCAUGGAGUGUGUCAUGGCUGUUGGACUCUGGUGUGCACAUCCGGACCGAUGUGCACGUCCAUCUAUCAGAGCUGCCAUGGCAGUUCUCCAAUCCAAUGGACCACUACCCGUGUUACCAGCUAAGAUGCCCGUGCCAACAUAUGCACCGCCGAUGGCCUCAGCGGAGGGGCAGCCGUUGUCGUCCUCAAGUUUGACACUAACGUCCAUCACACCUCGCUAGGUUUGCAAGUUUUCUCACUCAUAGGAUUUGUAUAGCGAGAUAAUUUUUGUCAUAUUUAGAUUUUUAUCCAUACCCACAAGUUGGUUUGGAGGACUCAUCUUCGUUAAUUGCUCCAUACAGGAGUAUUAGUCAUGUUUAGUUCAUUUUACUUGUUCUACAUUUACAAGGGAUAUGUACAGCUCGUGAGGCAAUUGGUUUGCUCUUUAGAGAGCUGCCUAAUUGGCAAUGUGAGCAAUGUGUUUAGUUUACAUGAUGCUGUCUAUUUUCCAAGCAUUUAUUUAUUUUGUCCAGAAAACUUUUCCUACAA
This is a messenger RNA of Oryza sativa Japonica Group (Japanese rice), 2754 nucleotides long. Its product is annotated as L-type lectin-domain containing receptor kinase IX.1. NCBI's taxonomy places the organism in Eukaryota, Viridiplantae, Streptophyta, Magnoliopsida, Poales, Poaceae. Gene Ontology annotation, cellular component: plasma membrane. Gene Ontology annotation, molecular function: carbohydrate binding; ATP binding; protein kinase activity. Gene Ontology annotation, biological process: protein phosphorylation. The record is from RefSeq and is a predicted model, not a curated record.